AUGCAAGUUUUAUUAAGACUAUACGAAUACACAACAAGAAUCAAGACUGAAUUAAGUGCUAUUGUUCUCACACAAGAUGAUCGUGGGGUAACAAUACCAAAGAAACAAACAACCUACUGGUGUUCUCUUAUCAAGGCUCCAGAAAUCAACACAAAACAUCACAUAACAAAGUUCGAGCCAUAUGUGCAAGAGGGAAAUGAAGGCUUGGUUCAUCACUUACUCAUCUACGAAUGCCAUGGAAAAUUUAACCAGAGUCUUUACGGUUCUGGUUUUGAUUGCCACAACACUGCCAACAUGCCUUUGACACAGUGUUAUCAUUCCAGUGUUGUGGCUGCGUGGGCAGUUGGCGGUGAGGCAUUUUAUUACCCGCCAAAAGCUGGUUAUCCAAUUGGAACUGCGGAUUCUCCGAGCAGCUACAUGCUCGAGCUGCACUAUGACAACCCGGAUGGCGUUGAAGGACACAACGAUAGCUCUGGUGUGCGUUUUUACUACACUUCAAAUCUCCGAGAGUACGAUGCUGGUAUAUUUGCUGUUGGAGAAAGUGUCAGUCCAUUCAUGAUUAUCCCGCCAAAACAAGAAUCAUGGAUGACUGUCGGUUAUUGCUCCAAAGAAUGCUACAAGCAAAACUUAAAUUCCACAAAACUGCCAGAAAAAGGCAUAAAAGUUUUCGCCGCAUUACUUCACACCCACCUGCAAGGUCGAGCAACAUGGACCAAACAUGUCCGUGACGGAGUUGAAUUACCAGAAAUUGCGCGAGAUGACAAUUACGACUUUAAUUUCCAGGUGAUUAUUGCAGUGUUGUACGGGUCCGUAAAUGAUCCCAGGACCGCAAAUGAUCCCCAAAUUGAACCGCAAAUGAUCCUGGGGCCUGUUUCUCGAAAGCUCCCGUAAAUACCGGGCCCGAAAUAGCGUUUCUCGAAGCACCCGUAAAU
Molecule: messenger RNA, 932 nt
Organism: Orbicella faveolata
Lineage: Eukaryota; Metazoa; Cnidaria; Anthozoa; Scleractinia; Merulinidae
Product: DBH-like monooxygenase protein 1
Biological process (GO): norepinephrine biosynthetic process; octopamine biosynthetic process; dopamine catabolic process
Cellular component (GO): secretory granule membrane
Molecular function (GO): copper ion binding; dopamine beta-monooxygenase activity
Source: RefSeq, a predicted model, not a curated record